Messenger RNA from Pocillopora damicornis (cauliflower coral), 1553 nucleotides. RefSeq lists its product as uncharacterized. The record is from RefSeq and is a predicted model, not a curated record. NCBI's taxonomy places the organism in Eukaryota, Metazoa, Cnidaria, Anthozoa, Scleractinia, Pocilloporidae.
AUGAAGUUCGGUCUUGGUUGGUGCGCAUUAUUUAUUAUAGGCUUUAUAGUCGCCUCCUCUGUCCUUGGAACCGAGGAACAAAAGGGUGUAUUUACUUCCGCUGAUGAGCCAGGUUCUGGAUCUGGAAGUGAUUCCGGAAGCGGAGAUGCACUUAAUGAGAGAGAUGAGGAGGGGCAGAAAAUUCUUGACUUGAUGUCUACGAUUCCUUACAAAGAAGCUUAUAACAUAAAAAAAUGUGAAGAUAACCCAGAAGUUGACUGUAAAGGCAAGACUUCUACGGAAUGUCUAAAAGAUUUUCAUGAUAUGGUGCGAGAUUGCCCAUUAUCUUGUCACCUGUGCGCAAAAAGAGGAGGAACCACUGAGAAAUGCGAGGAUCUUGGUGAAAAUUGUGACGUAGGGGUCCGCAGACGCGAAUGUCAGCUACUUCCUGAUUACAUGAUGCAAAACUGUAAACUUUCCUGCCAAUUCUGCGGCCCAGAGUCUGGGUUUGGAAAAAUGGACAAACAUCCCGUUUGCCCAAUAUGGGGAGAAUAUGGCUACUGUCAAACAGACUCUGACAUAAGGAGAGAAUGUCCUCAUAGUUGCACGAAGUACCAUGGAGUCAGGCCAGCCCCCGAACCAUAUCCCUACCCCGUAAAGGCUCUGCAUCCCUAUCAAUUCCAGCCUGGACAAUAUCCGAUUCCUUCUGGGUACCCAUAUCCCGCGCGAUACCCGAGCCCAUAUCCUUCUCCUUACCCGUACCCGUAUCCCUAUCCAUCUCCGUACCCCUCUCCCUAUCCCUAUCCAUCUCCGUACCCCUCUCCUUACCCCCACCCUAACCCAUAUCCAACUCCUCAUCCGACACCAGCACCACAGCCGAGUCCAGUACCCACACCAGUGCCCUCCCCAGAACCUUCUCCAGUGCCCGCUCCAUCUCCUUCUCCAGAGCCCUCUCCAUCACCAGCCCCGGCCCCUUAUCCAACACCAAGUCCGGCCCCUAAUCCAACACCAGCACCAGCUCCGGCCCCUUAUCCAGCACCAGCACCGGUUCCGGCCCCUUAUCCAGCACCAGCACCAGCACCGGCCCCUUAUCCAGCACCAGCACCAGCACCAGCACCAGCACCGGCUCCUUAUCCAGCACCAGCACCGGCCCCGUAUCCAGCUCCAGCAGCGGCCCCUUAUCCAGCACCAGCUCCUGCACCGUAUCCAGCGGCGGUUCCCCCUGCAGCACCUGCAACUUACGACAAAGGUCACAAGUCAGAGAAAAGCGAACAAAAGAAGCACAAGGACCAUAAGAGGAAAAAUCAUGACUCGAAGAAACGCAAAGGAAGAAGAAAUUGAGUCGCCGAAAUCUUCACCCGUUAUCACAGUUCAACGCAUCCUGUAACUGAAAGUAAAAUGCCUGUCGGAGAUAGAUUAAGUAUUCUUUACUGAUAAAUCUCUUGGAACAGCCGGAAUUAAUGUUUUAUACACAAAUUACAGCACAGGUUGAGACGUUCGUCUCAAGUACGAUUCCUUGGUCAGUAUCUCAUAUUGUGAAGACCUAAAGGAGAAAUAAAUUAUAAAACGACAAA